Molecule: messenger RNA, 1944 nt
Organism: Penicillium oxalicum
Lineage: Eukaryota; Fungi; Ascomycota; Eurotiomycetes; Eurotiales; Aspergillaceae
Product: methionine--tRNA ligase MES1
Exons: 2
Coding region: 1-1944 (647 amino acids)
Biological process (GO): methionyl-tRNA aminoacylation
Cellular component (GO): cytosol; aminoacyl-tRNA synthetase multienzyme complex
Molecular function (GO): ATP binding; methionine-tRNA ligase activity
Source: RefSeq, a predicted model, not a curated record
AUGGCAUCAAACCCAAUCUUGCCCAAGGAGGGCGAGCGCAAUAUCCUGAUUACCAGUGCCCUGCCUUACGUGAACAAUGUUCCUCAUCUGGGCAACGUCGUCGGCUCUGUCCUGAGUGCUGAUGUGUUCUCGAGAUAUCACAAGGCCUGCGGUCGGCCAACACUAUACAUUUGCGGAACAGACGAAUACGGUACAGCGACAGAGACCAAGGCGUUGGAGGAGAAGGUGUCACCGGAGGAACUCUGCGCAAAGUACAACAAGAUUCACCAAGAGGUGUACAAGUGGUUCAACAUCGGCUUUGACCAUUUCGGUCGCACUCCCACUGCCAAGCACACCGAGAUCUCUCAAAGCAUUUUCAAGCGCCUUCACGAGAAUGGAUUCCUCGAUGAACGCACCGCCGAGCAGCCUUUCUGCGAAAAGCACAACUCCUUCCUGGCUGACCGUUACGUCGAGGGUGAAUGUCCUCGGUGUCACUACGAUGACGCUCGUGGAGAUCAGUGCGACAAGUGUGGCCACCUGCUUGACCCCUUUGACCUGAUCAACCCCCGCUGCAAGCUCGACGGAGCUACCCCAGUCCGCCGCGAGACGAAACACAUUCACCUGCUCUUGGACAAGCUCCAGCCUGAGGUUGAGAAGUGGUCUGCGGAAUCAAUCAGCAAGGGCGACUGGCCCAAGAACUCCCGUGUCAUCACCGAGUCCUGGUUGAAGGAAGGUCUGAAGGACCGUGGUAUCACCCGUGAUCUGAAGUGGGGUGUCCCGGUCCCUCUCGAGGGCUUCGACAUGAAGGUUCUGUACGUGUGGUUCGAGGCUUGCAUUGGGUACCCAUCGAUCACUGCCAACUACACCGACAAGUGGGAACAAUGGUGGCGCAAUCCCGAAAAUGUCCAGCUCUAUCAGUUCCUCGGCAAGGACAACGUGCCCUUCCACAGUGUCAUUUUCCCCGCCACUCAAAUAGGAACUGGCGACAAGUGGACCAUGUGCCACCACCUCAGUGCUACAGAAUACUUGAACUACGAAAGCGGCAAAUUCAGCAAGUCUCGCGGAAUUGGUGUCUUUGGUACCAAUGCAAAGGAGACCGGCGUCGGCCCCGAUGUCUGGCGCUACUAUCUGUUGAAGAACCGCCCCGAGACCGGCGACACUCAGUUCGAGUGGCGUCCCUUCGUGGAUGCCAACAACAGCGAGCUUCUCGCUAAGCUGGGUAACCUGGUCAACCGUGUCGUCAAGCUCGUCAACGCCUCCUUUGGCGGCGUCAUUCCCGAGUUCACCGUGCCCGAGAGCUUCAAGCCCUUUGAGGAUGAAGUCACCACUCUACUCCAGCAGUACAUCGAGGAGAUGGAGAGCGUGCACCUGCGUGCCGGUGUCAACACCGCCAUGCGUCUUGCCGAGGCUGGAAACGGUCUGAUCCAGGCCAACCGCCUGGACAACUCGCUCAUCGCCAAUGAGCCUGAGCGCGCCGCCGCCGUUGUCGGUACCGUCCUGAACCUGAUCCACUUGCUCGCCAGUGUCUUCGCGCCUUACAUGCCCGGAACCUCCGAUUCCAUCCUCGAGCAGCUGAACGCCUCUUUCCUUCUGAUUCCCUCCCUCGAAGCUCUCAAGGCCGGCUGGAAGCCUGACAGCCUCAAGGCCGGCCACAAGAUCGGCAAGGCCCAGUACCUCUUCUCCCGCAUUGACCCUAAGAAGGCCGAUGAGUGGCGCGAAGCCUUCGGUGGAUCCCAGGCUGAACGGGCCAAGAAGGCCGAAGACGCGGCCAAGCUGGCCGCGAAGAAGGCCGCUGCCAAGGCGAAGAAGAAGGAGAAGAAGGACAAGAGCAAGGCUCCCAGUGGCGUGGAGGCCACGGCCAAGGGCGGUGCCGAGAGUCCCAGCGUGACGACCGACGGACCUCAAGACGAGGCUGUUGAGAAGAUUGCCGACGGCGUUGCCCAGGUCACCCUCCCCACCUCUUAG